Messenger RNA from Paramuricea clavata, 4020 nucleotides. The record is from the annotation of a GenBank genome assembly. Lineage: Eukaryota; Metazoa; Cnidaria; Anthozoa; Malacalcyonacea; Plexauridae.
AUGCUAGCAGUUGUAGAAUCUAUUACAGGUAAUUCGUAUAACUUUACUUUUUUACGGCAUAUAUUUUUUGCACGUUACUGCUAUAAUACUUGAAACAAUUCAAACAAAUGAACAGAUAAAUCUGCAGUAGUUUAAUUUGGUUUCACACGACAAUAGUUUGUAACAAAAGAUGGGUUAUCAGCCUUUUCAGGCAUUAUAUGUAUAGUAGUCUUGUAUCUAGGGGAGAAUAUAGAAAUAUAGUUUACUCAAACCUACCAAUAAAUAAUUAUUUUGUUUUAGGACCACAAAGAGAAGUGGUUUCAAUAUACAAUGAUGUAUUUGACACUCCACCAUCCAGACCUCAAUAUUUCAUCGAAGUUUAUCGCUGUGUUAAAGUUGACUUCGGCGAAUGCACUAGCAGUGGACCGUCUGGGUACCCUGUGCCGGAGAACAUUGAAAAAAUUGAGAUAGUGGUUCCGCAUAUAACGAACUGCAAAGAUCAGAAUUCUACCUACAAAACGAAGUUUUAUAAAUAUGUCGUUUAUAAUCACACGUCUUGUAAAUGUGGGACCAUCAAGUUCAGGCAUAGUACUCUGUAUCAAACAAUAACUAAUAACGAAGGUUAGUCCAAUGAACAUGCAUGUUUUGUGAUUAAUUUUCUUUCGAUAUUUAGAAACAUAUAUAUAUAUAUAUAUAUAUAUAUAUAUAUAUAAAUAUACGGGGAGAACACGGGAUCUCCAGGGGCACCGGAAGGACUGGAACGCGGCGGGGGCAGAAUCUUGAAAAAGGCAUUUUUCGCGCCGAAGGUGCAACACCUCGUAGGGGUGUCCGGGAGCAUCUUCCCACGGAAAAUUUUUAAAUCUAGAGUCUCUGAAAUGCCACUUCGUGCAUUUGUGGGCAGAGUUUGACAUAAUUUUGAGUAUUAAUUAAUAAACGUACAAAUACAAAAACGUAUAAAACGUAUAAAACGUAUAAAAUACAAAAAGCAGUGAAAUUUUUAAGUAUAUUGGUGCAUGAAUAUUUUGGUAGCUGAUGAAGUCUGACAGUUAUUGCAGCAAAAUAUUUCUAUAAAUUGUGCACUAGAUCAGUUUUUUAUAGAUUAUGAAUAAAUUGAGUAGAUUCAGUAACAACAUAAGACGUCCAGUUCGUGUAUUAACAAUAUCAAAAUUCAUAUAAUAUUCAGCAUAUUGUAAUUAGGUAAUACUAUCUGUUGUUUAAUACCAUGUAAAGCCGGAAUCCGAGGUUGAAUCUAUCAAAUACUGAACUGUCCAAAGUAUUUUCGCCGCUUUUCAUUCACUCGGACAAAAUCUCUGGCAACCUUGGUGGUACAAACAUCGUCCAUAGUGGCAACGUUGGUGGUAUCAGCAACCUUGGUGGUAGACAAGCAUCGUUGACUGUAGCUAUGAUUUAAUCCGUCGCAUAGCGCAUGCAGAAACCUCUCUCUGCGGUUUCUGAUCCUAUUGGUACAGUAUGGUAAAGGCACAAUGACCAGUUGUUGGUUUCUGGAAGGGUUUCUUUUGAACUUUGUUUCUCGUUCAAGACAUCACAAAUAGUGGAAAACUUAGUAAUCUUCUUUAGGGGAACUGUAUAUGUUGGGGAACUUGAUGUGGACACGAAUCUUUUCCAGCUCGUUCUUUAGCUCGUCUAUAUGUCGAUUACGUCUGCUAUAGCAGCAAGGCUAUCGAAAUCUUCAUCGUUGGUAUGGUCUUCCUUUUUUGCGCUAAGUGGUCAGUUGUAGGUCACGAACAUUGUGCAAGCAAAACAGAAACAGUGCAAAAUAUUGCCUACAAUAGCAAGCUAACGCAAAUACAGCGGUUCGUGCAAAUAUACUCGCACAACAAUGUAGAGUAAAAUAAAUUGAUAUAAAAUAAGAUAAAGGAACAAUCCGACUUUUAACACUGUACUAUAAAGAAAUCGAUAACUACAAUCUGUAAUCCUUGCUUCUUUGCUUGUGUUGUAUAUCCCAACGAAAAAACGAGUCAACUAACUAUCACGGUUCAGUGCUUCUUAUUAGAGACUUUAAUUACGCGUUAUACAGCAAACGGCAACCUCCAGGCAAAGAAAGAUUUCACGGUAUCGGGUAUCAGGCAAUAAAGAGUAAAUGAACUUGCUGUUUUAAAACUGCAAUGCAUGAUUAUUCUUUCGACACAAGAAAGAAAAUAUGAAACGAAAACGUUUAACGAAAAUUUUGCGAAGAAAGUUCGAACUGCCGUUUGCUGUUCCCGGAAACGCGAAGCUUAAACUCUCUAUUUAUAGUAGAGGCAAGGAAGUUAAACAAACUAAAAACUGAACUUAAUAAGGCUGCGUAUCUUGGGUGGAAAACCACAAGAAGCUGGAAUGCUCUAAAACAAUCUAGAACAGGGGAAGAUUUAUCGCAAAUACGUUAUUGUAGUGCCAGUCUCCCAGAGCAUGACUGUCCUAAGCGACCAGAGAAAUUUAGGUGUGUCAAGAAAUUACAAAAAUGUAGAAGGCUUAUAUCCGUCCAAAUAGAAGGAUUAUAUGGAUUAUACCAGUCCAAACUGUUCCAUGAAGAUAACAAGACGCUAUCAACGUAGCCUGCGUAAUGCGUAAAUGAACCAUGAAAUGAACGUGGUCAUAAUAUAUACUUAUACAUAUGACGCCCAGUCAACAAUAAUAACUUAUUAGCUUGCCGCUAGAUCGCUAAUUCUUUUUUGUCGCAAAAAGGGGCAACCAGUUGCCCCCGCACUGCCCCCGCACUGUUAGGGCAGCGAAAGUAUUUGCUAGUGGAGAACCGGCUUUAGUCAGCCUUCGAUUCAGUGACGUUUCACGUAAUUUAGGUUUCAAUUGCAGGUAAGGGUGAUUAUUACACCGUAACCUUAUCCUGUAUGAAUUUCUCUUGUAGUGUCAGAAACUGAUUACAAUGUUAACUGUACGAAAAAUCCAGUCAAUCUAAUACAUCUGUGUCACAGUCAUGCUUGCAAACCCCAACAAAGAUACUGUUUCACGCAUAUCGACGCUGUCCGACCGUCAACAUAUCUACCGUACAAACAGUGUUUGCCUUGCAGUGUGGCGUUAAAAAACAACACGUCUACAGAUCAAAUUACCUUGAUAAAUAAUAAAGUGACGUUUGUCAACCUUACAAGUGAUAUUUCAUGCAAGGCUAAUGAUGGAAAGAACGCUGAACCACAAUUAUGCCCCAACCCUACAACACAAAAUAGCUCAAACCCUAUAACACAAAAUAUCAUGCCAAGACAUGGAAAGUUACUAAGAUCAUCAGAAGAUGGAAACCCACGUGACAAAAGUAAGAAUACGUAUUAUGCACCAGCAUAUUAUAGUUGAGGGGUAAUGGAGGUAGGGCGUAAUAGAGAGAGAUGGCUGAUUAGAGAGUGGGCGUAUUAAAUAGGGGACAUAGUAGAGAAGGGACGAGAGAGAGAGAGAGAGAGAGAGAGAGAGAGAGAGAGAGAGAGAGAGAGAGGGAGGGAGGGAGGGAGAGAGAGAGAGAGAGAGAGAGAGAGAGAGAGAGAGAGAGAGAGAGAGAGAGAGAGAGAGAGAGAGAGAGAGAGAGAGAGAGAGAGAGAGAGAGAGAGAGAGAGAGAGAGAGAGGGGAUUAUUAAAGAGGACGGUUAUUAGAGAGGGAUGAUCGAUAUAGGGCAUGAAGAUUUGCGCUAUAUAGAAUUGAUGAUUAACAGGAAUUAUUAUGUAUCUGUCUAGAGUCAAAUCAUGAGAUUCUAGUUUCGAUUGCUUCAGGCAAAGCCAUCCUGGUCGCCUUUCUAUUGGCAUUGCUGUUAUUUACUAUAUUAAUUAUGGACCUCACUCUUUGCCGUCGAAGGAAAGGAAUUCUUUACGCUUUGCUUGGUUGUAAAAGUGAUGACGGGGAUAAUUUUUGUCGACGUUGUAGCGAAAGAAAUAGAAAAGAAAUUACAGUGUAAAACAUAUAUAGUAAGUACGAAGACCUGGUUCACACGACGAACGUUUCAUGAGCCAAACCAAGGAGCUAAAACAAUGAGUUUAGGUCAUUAACGUUAGCUUAGGCUCAUGAUUAAACUUGCUGCAAGCCCUCGUUCUUCUGUUAUUGAGAUC